This is a messenger RNA of Pocillopora damicornis (cauliflower coral), 1314 nucleotides long. RefSeq lists its product as uncharacterized. NCBI's taxonomy places the organism in Eukaryota, Metazoa, Cnidaria, Anthozoa, Scleractinia, Pocilloporidae. The record is from RefSeq and is a predicted model, not a curated record.
AUGGUAUCGCACAGAAAGUUGAAAUCAACCCCAAGUUAUGAUAUUUACGUUCUUAUCUUCUGCGAAGAUGUUUACACAGUAGUACAGGGAGAGAAUUUGAGAGUUACUCUAGUGUCUCAAUGGGGUGAUGACUUUUACGGUUUAAUUUUCACGGUUAACCCGAUCGAGACCCUCUUGGAGUAUAACCAGCCAAGACGAUUUAAAUAUACGAAAAUUCUAUAUUUAAGGUUUUCUUUUACAAAUGAAGAUGGAGAGGAGGUGGACAUUUCCUUUGGAUCUGAUAAAAAUGAAGUUUUCAAAACCGGAGAGUCCGCCACCCAGUUCCCACAGGAGUAUAUCUUUGAGUCAGACACUGAAAGAUUCCACCUCAUCGACACUCCAGGCAUCGGGGACAGUAGGGGAAUUGAUCAGGACAAGAAAAACUUUGCAAACACCUUGGACUUCCUUCAAUGCUUCGACGAGAUAAGUGCUGUUAUUGUGCUUCUCAAACCAAACAAUGCAAGGUUAACGGUGGCUUUUAAGUUCUGUGUCUUAGAAUUGCUGACCCACCUUCACAAGUCACUGGUAUCCAACAUAAUGUUCGCCUUUACCAACUCCAGGGGAACUUUUUACAGACCAGGAGACACUCUUCCAGCACUGAAGAAACUUCUAAAGGAAAAACAGAUUUCGAUCGAUGCCUCAAAGGAAAACUAUUUUUGCUUUGACAACGAAGCCUUCAGGUUUCUUGCCUGCAAAAAGAAAGGGGAAGAGUUCACACAGAGAGAAAUCGAUCUUUACUCGGAGAGCUGGGUCCAGUCACGCGAAACAACUCUCAAGCUAUUGGCACGAGUGCUGGGACUGAAGCCCCAUGAUACAAAGGAGACACUAAGCCUGAACGAGGCGAGAAACUACAUAAUCGCCCUAAGCAAACCAAUGGGGGAAGCUGUUGACCUUAUAAAUAGGAAUUUGAAAGCAAUUGAAGAUAGAAGAAAAGAGGUGGCGGGUUGUGAACAAAAUAUCAAAACUUUCGAGGCUCAACUAAAGUUCACAGGGUAUGAGCUGAAGAUCGAAAGACUUGACUAUCCUAUGACUGUUUGUACUUCUGAAGUGUGCAAGAAAUAUGAAAACAUCGGUGAGACUAGAGAGAGAAAUACAAUUUAUAGUCAGGUCUGUCACGAGCACUGCUCGCUGCGAGUUCCGAAAGAGACCACCAACAACGAGGAACUUCGAGGCUGUGCAGCAAUGACCGAGGGGAAAUGCAGGAGAUGCACUCACGACUACAGAAUCCACAUGCACAUCUCCUACAAAGCUACUAUCCAGCCAAAGGAAUUCCUC